This is a messenger RNA of Triticum aestivum (bread wheat), 3120 nucleotides long. RefSeq names its product disease resistance protein RGA5. Gene Ontology annotation, biological process: defense response to other organism. The transcript has 2 exons. Lineage: Eukaryota; Viridiplantae; Streptophyta; Magnoliopsida; Poales; Poaceae. Gene Ontology annotation, molecular function: ADP binding; ATP hydrolysis activity. Bases 117 to 2849 code for a protein of 910 amino acids. The record is from RefSeq and is a predicted model, not a curated record.
UAACUGAUUGGCAAUGCAACUAUAUGGCUGAGGUUGGGAGCACUCUCAUUCAACCUACCGCUGCCACAACCAAUAUCCACACAAAAUUAGUUUUGUGAGCACUACAACACCAAACCAUGGAGGUGGCUCUGGUGAGUGCAGUAACAGGGGCCUUGAAACCCGUCUUAGAGAAGAUGACUGCUCUUUUGGGCGAUGAGUACAAGCGUUUCAAGGGUGUGCGUAAGGAGAUCAAGUCCCUCACACAUGAACUCACUGCCAUGGAUGCUUUUCUCCUGAAUAUGUCGGGGGAGGAGGAUCCUGGGGUGCAGGAUAAGGUGUGGAUGAAUGAAGUGCGGGAGCUCUCCUAUGACAUGGAGGAUUCCAUCGACGACUUCAUACAACACGUCGGCGACAAUGAUAUAAAGCCAGAUGGCUUUAUAGAGAAGAUCAAGAGCUCACUAGGGAAGAUGAAGGCUCGUCGUCGGAUCGGAAGCGACAUCCAAGGUUUGAAGAAACAAAUUAUUGAGGUGGGCGAGAGGAAUGAAAGGUACAAGACUCCACAUGCCUUCUCCGGGCCCAUCAAUGCAAUUGUUGACACGAGAGCUCUUGUUAUCUUUGAACAUGCAUCAAAACUCACUGGAAUUGAUGAACCGAAGGCUGAGAUAAUCAAACUAUUGACCGAACAUGACCGAUGUUCAUCAACACAACAAGUGAAGAUAGUCUCCAUUGUUGGACCUGGAGGUAUGGGAAAGACAACUCUUGCAAACCAAGUGUAUCAAGAUCUUAAAGUGAAAUUCGAGUGUCGGGCCUUCCUAUCAGUGUCACAAAAUCCAGACAUGAUGAAUAUUAUGAGAACUAUUCGUAGUCAAGUUAGUGAUCAACGUUUUGCUGACACCGAAGAAGGAAGCUUGCAACAACUGAUUAUCAACAUCACAGAUUUUCUGCAAGACAAAAGGUACUUCGUUGUUGUUGAUGAUAUAUGGGAUGCAGAUGCUUGGAAAGUUAUCCGGCGUGCAUUCCCUGAGAGCAGUUCUAGCAGUAGAAUAAUCAUCACUACUCGUAUAAAUGAUGUCGCUGAAUCAUGCCGUUCGUCAUUUGAUGGACAUGUUUAUCAUAUAAGGCCUCUUGAUAUGGUGCACUCAAGGAAAUUAUUUCAUAGAAGACUAUUCGACUCCCAAGAAGAUUGCCCCUCGUAUCUUACAGAAGUUUCUAACCAGAUCUUGAAAAAAUGUGCUGGGUUACCAUUGGCAAUCAUUGCCAUAUCUAGUUUGUUGGCUAACACUGAAAGAUUGGAAGAUCUAUGGAAUCAGGUUAAAGAAUCAGUUGGUCGAGCACUUGAAAGAAAUCCUAGCAUCGAUGGAAUGAUGAAGAUAUUAUCACUUAGUUACUUUGAUCUGCCACCUCAUCUAAAAACUUGUCUCUUAUAUCUGAGUAUAUUUCCUGAGGAUUCAGUUAUUAAGAAGAAAGUACUGAUAAGGAGGUGGAUUGUUGAAAGAUUCAUUCAUGCAGAAGGCAGAUACACAUCAUAUGAAUAUGGCGAAUGGUGUUUUAAUGAGCUCCUCAAUAGGAAUUUGAUCCUACCAGGGGAGACAGACAAAUAUGGUAGGGUGAAGAGUUGUCGAGUUCAUGAUACAAUUCUUGAUUUCAUCAUAUCCAAAUCCAUCGAAGAGAACUUUGUUACUUUGGUUGGUGUUCCAAAUUUAAAUCUUGGGACACUAAACAAAGUUCGUCGACUUUCACUACAUGCUAGUGAGAAGGAAAAUUUGAUAAGGCCGACAUGUCCAAUGUUGUCUCAUGUUCGAUCACUUGAUCUAUUUGAGAAACCAGAGAAAAUCCCUUCUUUGGAUGAGUUCAAGCAUUUGCGUGUUUUGGACUAUGGAGGUUGCUUCUAUUUGGAAAACCAUCAUCUUAGAAAUAUAGGGAGAUUGUUUCAAUUGAGGUACCUGAACCUCAUAUGGACAAACAUAAGUGAGCUCCCAGAAGAAAUCGGGCAUCUCCGGUGCUUAGAGAUGUUGGACAUAAGAGGCACAGAAGUAUAUUGCUUGCCAUCAUCUAUUGUUAAUCUCAAAAAGCUGUCCAAACUACUCGUCAAAGAGGAGGCCCGAUUUCCUAAUGGGAUUGAGAAUAUGCAGGCGCUGGAGAUGCUGAAACAUGUCAGCCUCUUCAGGCAGCCAUCCAACUUCGCUCAAGAACUUGGCCAGCUAAAGAAUCUGAUGAAGCUGGUCCUUGACUUUGUGGAUUAUUCUGAUGAAUUCCAUGAAGCUAUUGCCUCUUGUCUUCAUAACCUAGGCAGCCAAAGCCUUCGUUCUCUAACUAUUUUAUGGGGGGACAACUUCUUACAGCAAGGACCUUUGUGCCCUAUGCCGCUUACCCUCCAAAAACUUGUCACCACUUAUACAACUAUCCCUCGGGUUCCGAAUUGGAUGGGAUCCCUCGUCAACCUUCAGCACUUGCGCCUUGAAGUGACGGAGGCCGGACAAGAAGAUCUGUGCAUCCUUGGAGCCUUACCCGCUCUGCUCAUUCUGGACCUAGUCAUAAGAGCAAGAAAAACAUCAAAGUAUACAGAUUGGCUCAGAGUCAGUUGUGAAGUUGGGUUUCAAUGCUUGAAGAAGUUUUAUUAUAGAACACAACCUGAACCGGCAGCUCUGGUGUUUAUGGCAGGAUCAAUGCCUAGGCUGGAGAUACUCGAGAUUAAUUACGGCCCUGAUGGCACCGAGUCUCUUGAUUUUGGAAUCGAGAACCUUCCCCGCCUCACUACCGCGACAUGGAUAAUACACGGCAAGAAGGAUGUUGUUGAGGCUGAAAAGGCUGCUCUCGAGAGAGCAGGAAGUAGACAUCCCAACUAUCCUACUCUUGUCUUCCGAUGUUGAAGGUUGUAGCUCAACGUGGCAGGGCUUUUGCCAGUCAUGGACCAUUAUAUGCGUUGUUUUGGUUUUACUAAUAUUGUGUUCCCUCGCUGCAAGGAUCAUCUGUGUUGAUGUUUCAUUCUUCUUAAAGUCUCAUAUAUGCUUCCCGCUUUAUUUCUACCAGCUGGUAGCUACGUCGUUGUUACUCGUUGGACUACUUUUUAGUAGUUUUUUCACUCCUUAUUACCCACCCCAUGCCGCUUGGUGAAAUGAUAUGGAUUCCUAGCUUUUUUUA